CUUCUGCCACAACACAUCUGUAAAGAAGACAGAAAAAUGGCGGACCUCAGGAAAAUCAGUUCUGGGUCUCUGCCCUAUGUAAACGUUUCCCGAAAAGUGUCAGUUCAAGGGAAGAUUUUUAUCCUACUCUGUAUAAUAUUGGCCGAACCCGGAGGAGCUACCACCCACUGGGUCGUCACUGAAGAUGGAAAAAUUCAACAGCAAGUUGACUCUCCUUUAAAUCUUAAACAUCCACAUGACCUUGUCAUCUUCAUGCGACAGGAGACCCGUGUCAACUACCUGAAGAAGUUAGAGAAGCAGCUUGUCGCUCAGAAGAUUCACAUUGAGGAGAAUGAGGACAGGGACACGGGCUUGGAGCAGAGGCACUAUAAAGAGGAUGCCGACUGUGUCAUGGCUAAAGUACCCCUGGGAGACUUGGAUCUCUACGAUGGUACCUACAUCUCCCUGGAGAGUAAAGACAUCAGCCCUGAGGAUUACGUAGAUUUUAGGUCCCCUCUACCCCCGGAUCUGGAGAAGCCUGACUGUGCCGGAGUAUUUGAGCUCCCAUAUAGUAUCCACGGUUUCCAGCAUCUCCGGGGCGUGCAGGAACAGGUGAACCUCACAUCUCCUCUGCUCUCUAAAGAGGACCCCAUUUUUGGCUCCCUGUCCCACAAACUGGGCCGCAGCAUGGAUGAGGUGGGCCAUCGCAUCCAGCAGGGCCUGCUGAGGAACUCCUCAUCCUGGGUGCUGUAUAACCUGGCGUCGUUCUACUGGAGGAUAAAGAAUGAGCCCAGGCGGGCGGUGGACUGUGUGAUCCGGGCCCUGCACUUCUCACCCAGGCAGCACAAGGACCUGGCCCUGGUGAACAUGGCCAACAUCCUGCACAGGGCCCACUUCUCUGCUGACGCUGCCAUCGUGGCUCACACUGCCCUGGAUUUGACCUCUGACCUUCUCACCAGCCACUACACCCUGGGGAACAUCUACGCAAUGCUGGGGGAGUAUAACCACUCAGUGCUGUGCUAUGAGCAGGCUCUCCAGGCCCAGCCGGGCUUUGAGCAGGCCCUGAGGAGGAAGCACGCCGUCCUCUGUCAGCAGAAACUGGAGCAGCGCCUGGAGGCCCAACACAGGUCUCUGCAGCGCACGCUGAACGAGCUGAAGGAAUACCAGAAACAGCAUGACCACUACCUGCGUCAGCAGGAGGCCCUGGACAAAUACAAGCUGCUGCAGGAAGAGCAGAUCCUCCGCAACAUCAUCCACGAGACCCAGAUGGCCAAGGAGGCACAGCUGGGCAACCACCAGAUGUGUCGUCUGGGCCAACAACAGAGCAGCCUGUUCUGCCCCUUGGACCUGCCGGUGCGUUAUCACCGUGGAGACCUGUUUGAGCACGUCCACCACAUCCAGUUUGGAGAGGAGGUCUCUGUGGCCGGCAGCGUUGCUCUGGUGUCGGAGCCGAGCACCAACCAGACCACCAGCUCACACCUCCACCCCUCUGUGUCCGGAGACCCUGAGCCUGCAGCCCUCUGGGGCCACCAGGCCUCCCCCACCCAAGACAUUCAGAAGCUGCUGUGGCCCCGGAGGGCAGACUGUGCUGAUGAGUUUCCUGUCAUCCCCCCCGCCCACCUACUACCCACCUUCUACCUCCCACCUGAGACACAGGGCCCCAGCCUCCAGACGGUGCUGUACGGUACCGGACCCCCUCCCUCCUCCCUGGCUUCUCCAGACUGUGGCCCUGUGCUCCAGCCCCCUCCAGCUGACCUGCCUGCCUCUGUGGGCUGGACCUUGGAGGACAAGGAGCUGCCAGACCCCCACGCCACCCAGGUACUGCUGUCUCGCAGCAGAGGCUGGAGUUUGGAGCAGGCUGGUGCCAGCAUAGCCCAAGCCAUGAAGAAGGAUAGCGCCCCUGGCUGGUUGCUCCAGAACGAGGCGGCGUUGUUCUGGCGGGCGAAGGGUAACGGUACCAGCUCGCUGCAGUGUCUGCGCCACUCCCUGGCCUCGGCUCCGCCCACCCAGCGCCACCUGCCCCUCGUCAACGCUGCCAAUCUGCUUCUGCGCCACGGCCUCAGUGCCCACGCACACACUCUGCUGGAGGACGCCCUGGCACUCAACGCCUCUGAGCCCCACACUCUCCUGAGCCUGGUGAGCGUGAAUCUGGCCCAGGGCAACGUGACGGGCGCCCUGGACCUGUUCCGCCAGACCCUGGCUCUCUCUGCCAGUUGUGCCCAGUGCCGUGCCAGCCUGCCCCUUCUGCGAUGCCUGCAGUUCUACCCCUUCCUGUACAACCUGCAGCGCUCGCCAUGUCCGCAGGGUGCUUUGUGUGUCGGUGAGGAGGAUGUGACUCUACAUCUAGAUGAAUGGGAGGCUGGCAGUAGACAGAAGCAGCAGGAGGACCCCACCACCACGGCUGCCCAGGCUCUGCCUGUCUCCACAGUGGAGGAAGCCCUCCUGUUUGAGAAGGUGGUGCUGGACAGUAACGGCUCUGGAGAGGCAAGCCAACAGCCUGGAGGAGGAGAGAGGGAUGAGGAGGAGUGGCAGCUGAAGGAGGAGCUGAUGGGGGCCUUUGAGGGGGCUCUGGACGUCGAUGGGGCACUGGGCCUGUCCUGAGGGCAUGUGGGGGGAGGGCCCUGCUGGGAACUGAACUGUGAGGAUGACGAGGGGGCUGAGUGGAUCACAUUCCAGGUGAAGCGUGUGAGGAAGCCCAAGGCAGACAGCCCUGAGGUCUGGGGCAGUGCUGAGGACACCCUGCAGGGGGAGACACUGCUCCCUGGAGGCCACUCUGUUCUGGAGAUCAGCGGCCCCACCAUCCCUUCCCCCGGGCCUUCAGGGCGAUGGAGGGACUAUACCGGUCUGGGCUGGCCGGGGCCAGAGGAGUGCCAGAGAACACGCAGGGUAGACCUCACCACCGUGGCCAGUACCUGGCUGGCCGUGUCUGCCAAGAACAUUGACAUCACGGAACACAUAGACUUUACCACUCCACUCCAGGAGCCUGCGGUGGAGCCAUUGUGCAACGCUAACCUGGCUGCCAGCAUGCACACCCUGGACCACCUGGCUGGCGUGGCCAACCGCGCCGCCAUCCACUACACCGGAGAGAGUCAACUCAGAGAGGUUCUACAGAAUCUGGGCAAAGAUAAGUUCUCCCCUCAGUCCUUUGAGCAGGUGGGCACGCGCAUCGCCAAGGUCUUGGAGAAGAACCAGACAUCGUGGGUCUUGUCCAGCAUGUCUGCUCUCUACUGGAGGGUGAAGGGUCAGGGCAAGAGGGCCAUCGACUGCCUACGCCAAGCCCUCCACUACGCCCCGCACCACAUGAAGGAUGUACCUCUGAUCAGCCUGGCCAACAUCUUCCAGAACGCGCGGCUGUGGGAGGACGCUCUGACCGUGGCCCGCAUGGCUGUGGAGAUCGCCCCGCACUUCGUUGUCAACCACUUCACCCUCGCCAACGUCUACAUCGCCAUGGAGGAGUUUGAGAAGGCCAUGCGCUGGUAUGAGUCCACUCUGGAGCUGCAGCCAGAGUUUGCCCCUGCCAAGGACCGCCUGAGAACCAUCCAGUGUUACCUGCUAACCAAGAAGGACCGCCGUCUACCCUGAGACGACUCCACUGGAGAAGCCCUCGGCACACACACACCAUACACACAUACAAAAACAUAACUUACAGUAGUUACUCACAACAAAUCGGUUGUUGAUUUAUUUUAUUUUUAAAUGUUUGUUUUAAGUCAUUGCCAUAUAAUUUAUGUCUAAAGGAAUUCAGGGGUUCCAUUCGCUGUGACCUCAGACUCUGGUCGUAGGGGGUAAAACCAACCACUUCCAUUCGCUGUGACCUCAGACUCUGGUCGUAGGGGGUAAAACCAACCACUUCCAUUCGCUGUGACCUCAGACUCUGGUCGUAGGGGGUAAAACCAACCACUUCCAUUCCAAUUCUAUUAGGAAGCUU
Molecule: messenger RNA, 3904 nt
Organism: Oncorhynchus nerka (sockeye salmon)
Lineage: Eukaryota; Metazoa; Chordata; Actinopteri; Salmoniformes; Salmonidae
Gene: ttc17
Product: tetratricopeptide repeat domain 17
Exons: 25
Biological process (GO): actin filament polymerization; cilium organization
Cellular component (GO): actin cytoskeleton; cytoplasm
Molecular function (GO): protein binding
Source: RefSeq, a predicted model, not a curated record